Schizosaccharomyces cryophilus OY26 is the source of this 3236-nucleotide messenger RNA. RefSeq names its product ATP-dependent 3' to 5' DNA helicase. The record is from RefSeq and is a predicted model, not a curated record. The transcript has a single exon. Lineage: Eukaryota; Fungi; Ascomycota; Schizosaccharomycetes; Schizosaccharomycetales; Schizosaccharomycetaceae. Gene Ontology annotation, biological process: double-strand break repair via synthesis-dependent strand annealing; interstrand cross-link repair; replication fork reversal. Gene Ontology annotation, molecular function: four-way junction helicase activity; 3'-5' DNA helicase activity; hydrolase activity. The coding region runs from base 705 to 3041 and encodes 778 amino acids.
GGCUUUUUCCAAGGAAGCCUUGGCAGAUCGAAUUUCUUCUGAAUCCAUCGUGCUAUUUACUGAUUUUAGACGGACCAGCAAUAUAUAUGCAUUUAAUUAUGCCUUUACCAAACCAAACUCACUUUGGCUAACAACUAUUCUGUAUUUUCCAACCUCUUGGACUAGAGUAGUGGUAGGUAGAAACUUAUGCAUUCAGAAAUAUCGCUUAGUACUUAGUUAAUUUUUACCACUUACCUCAAAGUUGACUUAUGGUCAAUCAAUAAGAAAAACAAGUCGUGCAUUGAAAAUAAUAAAAGGAAUCAUUCAUCGGAAGGAAUAUUAACUGGAAAGCUCUGGUAUAUCAUCCUGCAUUGGUUUCUGGUAUACACAAGAGUUUCUUUGAGAUUUCACGCGUACUAGUAGAUACACAAAGACUAUUGUGAAAUACAACGAAGAAGAAACUGACGAAAAGAAAAGAAUACGCGAAUCCGGAUCCUCUGAAGCAAUACAUUGUUGACGGGAGAUUUAUACUCAGUAUUUUGAAGUUUAACCAUGGCAAGAUAAUUCACUCGGAUAUCUUUUGAUAUCAAGACUUUUCAUACGAAACGUUUCAGCGCUCUUUUGCACCUGGUCAAUCUUUUUGCUAGCAUACAUCAAGACAUAUUUCUAGCCAUACAUUAUCGUUCCUUCUCGCGUUUUUUUUAAUAAUUUAGAUUUAAGUAUAAAUGCCUACCGAAAGCAGCUCUAAGGAUCAAUUGAACUCAACUGAAGUAUUAUCAGAUGUGGAUGCAGACAUAAGUUGGGAGGAAGCAGCGACUUCCUUACUCACAGAACUUGAAGAAUCCUCUUUUUCUUCUCCAAGUCCUUCUAAAUUAUCUAAUACUAAACCGUCCGUGUUGCAAGAGCAUUCAAACAUUAAUUCUAACCAAUGUAUCCAACCGACAUUGGAAGGCAAGAUUGUGCGGGAUUUGAGCUUUAAACCAAGGUUGGUGACAGAAUAUGAGCAAGAAAAUUAUUGGGAGAAAGAUAUAGAAGCUUUAAAUUAUUGGGUUUAUCCUGAAAUGGAUGAAUUUCGUGAAUACCAAAGGUGCUUUUGUGAAUUAGCUUUUUACCAUAACCUUUUAUUAGCAUUGCCUACAGGCUUAGGGAAAACCUUUAUCUCUGCUGUCGUAAUGCUAAAUUUUUAUCGUUGGUUUCCUACCGGAAAAGUGAUAUUUAUUGCUCCCACAAAACCUCUUUUACAACAGCAACGAACAGCCGUUAUCGAAAUUACGGGAAUACAUGCAUAUAAUACAACUGAAUUAAACGGAAAUGUCUCAAUAGAAGCUCGCUGUAAAGAAUACCGUUCGAAGAGAAUCUUUUUUAUGACUCCACAGACUCUGAAUAAUGAUUUGCGUUCGGGGUUCGUCGAUGCAAGAAGCAUAGUAUGUUUAGUUAUUGAUGAGGCACAUAAGGCUACAGGAAGUCAUGCUUAUGCGCAAGUAAUUCGAACUAUUCUUAAACAUAACAGUCACUUUCGAGUUUUAGCUUUAACUGCAACUCCUGGUUCUACUACUUCAGCUGUUCAAAAAGUCAUUGAUUGCUUACAUAUAUCUAAAGUUAUUGUACGUAACGAGGAAAGUGUGGACAUUCGACCGUAUGUUUUCCAUAAGAACAUUCAGGUUCUUAAAGUUGAGCUUACUCGUGACAUGCAAUACUUAAAGGCUGACUUUGCAGACAUGUACUUUCCAUUUUUUGAUUUUCUUCGAAAAAAGAAAGUUAUUCCUGGUACAUGUGAUCUUAAAAAUCUGAAAUCUUACGUUCUUUUAUUGGCCUUAAGGAAAUAUUCUUUUAGACAAAAGGAAAACCAAGAUAAAGAAAAGCUAAAAAUUUUCGGCUAUUUUAAGUUACUUAUUACUUGUGCUCAUGCUAUGUAUCUUUUAGAUUGUCAUGGGAUUAUUCAGUUUUAUCAGAAGCUUCACGAGAUACAGACAGAAACAGAAGAAAGAAAGAGUGGAGAACUAUAUCGAUUAUUUUCAAGUAAUCCAUUUCAUUUUUAUAUGAAUCAUUUGCAACAUCUAAUUGCAAAUGAUCAUUUUAUGAACCAUCCAAAAAUUACGCACCUUACCGGUAUUUUAAAAGAACACUUUCAACAGGCAACUCAACUAAAUAGUAAUUCCAGAGUUAUGAUAUUUACAGAGUAUCGUAUUACGGCUGAACAAAUACUGAAAGCUUUUUCGAACGAAAAGCCUCUCAUUAGAACUUCUCUAUUCGUUGGCCAAGCAAACUCUGUGGACUCUGUGGGGAUGAGCCAAAACCUUCAGAAAGAGAUUAUAUCCCAAUUUAAAGCUGGCAUCAUUAACGUUUUGGUUGCUACUUGCAUUGGUGAAGAGGGUUUAGAUAUUGGGGAUACAGAUAUGAUUGUUUGCUACGAUACUUCUAGCUCACCUAUCCGUAUGAUUCAAAGAAUGGGAAGAACAGGCCGUAAAAAGGAUGGAAAGGUUUUCAUCCUUGUUACCAAAAACUCUGAAGAUGUAAAAUGGGAGAGAGCGAAGGCUUCAUAUAGAAGAGUUCAAAAAGUGAUUGAAAAUGGGCAAAAAUUGAUACUUAAAACGGAUGUUCCUCGUUUACUUCCACCGACAUGUAGUCCAACAAUCAGGUUUCAGAAAUUAAACUCAAUUCAUCAGCAGUCAUUUGCGGGUUUAACUGAUAAUGAUAAACGAGAUGAAUCACAAGUUGAAACUCUUGGGUCACAACCAAGACGCCAGUUACCGUCGAUUGUCGAUGAUGAAUUUGAAGAUAUGAAAAGCAAUCUUAGAAUACCUACGCCUGAAAUCAAACUGCGAAGAUAUUUAGCGGACUAUAGAAGUACAGUCUAUCAUACCCAUGGUACUUCCAUAAACCUAACAAAGUCAGCCAUAGUCUCGAAAGUGAGAACCCCCUACAAAAUUGGUACCAAGUCUUUACUUGACUUUCAAAUUUCAGCUCUUCAAACGAAAUUCAAGAGUUGUACCCAUGAAGAGAUACAACGGUAUAAAAAGUAUGAGGGGAAAUGGAAGCGGAAGAAAAGAAAGCUCAUCUGAUAAUACUUUAAUGUUUAAUUGCAUAAUUUAGAAAUAUCAAACCCAAAAAUGAAACAGUCGUACUUUAAUGACUAAGUAGAUUUAUUUAUAAUACCAAGAAUUAGAUAAUGAAAAGAAAAGUCCGAACUUAGCUGGCUAUUUAAUUGGAUUUAAUUUUUCGGCUUCUUAAGUAUGCUUGAAAUAAGUAUUCCACAG